AUGAAGUCAUAUAUUUCCUUGUUAUUCAUAUUGUGUGUUAUAUUUAACAAAAAUAUUAUAAAAUGUACAACAGGAAGUGAAAGCGGAAGUGGAGGAGGAAGUCCAGCCGGAAGUGCAGGUGUAAGUGAAAACGGUAGUAGGGGACAAAGAUCAGCAACAAGCCCAGAACAAGGUGAAGAACAAAGUCCAAGCGGUGGUUCAGUACAAAGGCAAGAACAAGGUGCAGGACAAAGUUCAAAUGAAGUUUCAGGAGAUGCUUCAGUACAAAAGACAGUUACUUCAUCAGUAACACCAUCUCCAACCACUCCUUCAGAAAAUAAAAAUUCCAUUUUGGUAAAAUCUGCUUUAUUAAAAGAUUAUAUGGGUGUAAAAGUUACUGGUCCAUGUAACGAAAAUUUUGUUAUGUUCUUAGUUCCUCAUAUAUAUAUUGAAGUUGAUACAGAAGAUACUUAUAUCGAAUUAAGAACAUCAUUGAGAGAAACAGAUAAUUUCUUAUUAUUUGAAUCAAACAGUGGUUCAUUAGAAAAAAAAAAAUAUGUAAAAGAAGAAUCAGAAGGUACAAAUGGAGAAAAAAAUCCAAGUACAGGAACCGUUGAAGCACAAGAUGAAUCAGGUCCGACUACACGUGUAGAUUCAAGUGAAAGUUCCAGUUCAAGAUCAGACUCAAGUGGACGUUCUAAUUCCGGAACAGGCUCAAGUGGAAGUUCAGGUUCAGGAAAUUCAAACAAUGGUCAAGCUGUAUCAAGUAACGAUUCUAACCAAAAUAACAGAAAUUUACAUAAUAUAUGUGCAACAGGAAAAACGUUCAAAUUUGUAGUAUAUAUUAAGGAAAAUACAUUAAUACUUAAAUGGAAAGUAUACGGAAAGGAGGAAAAUAACCAAGUCGAUGUAAGAAAGUAUAUGAUAAAUGAAAAAGAAAGCCCAAUUACUAGUAUACUAAUACAUUCAUACAAAGAACAUAAUGAGACAAACUUAAUAGAAAGUAAAAACUAUGUGUUAAGAUCAGACGUUCCAGAAAAAUGUGAUGCUUUAGCUUCUAACUGCUUUUUAAGUGGUAAUUUUAAUAUUGAAAAAUGCUUUCAAUGCGCCCUUUUAGUAGAACCCGAAAAAAAUAAAGAUGAAUGUUUCAAAUACUUAUCUGAAGAUAUUAGAAAUAAAUUCACCGAAAUAAAAGCUGAGACAGAAGAUGAUGAUGAAGAUGAUUAUACUGAAUAUAAAUUAACCGAAUCUAUUGAUAAUAUAUAA
Messenger RNA from Plasmodium adleri (nom. inval.), 1245 nucleotides. Its product is annotated as serine repeat antigen 5, putative. The transcript has 4 exons. NCBI's taxonomy places the organism in Eukaryota, Apicomplexa, Aconoidasida, Haemosporida, Plasmodiidae. The coding region runs from base 1 to 1245 and encodes 414 amino acids. The record is from RefSeq and is a predicted model, not a curated record.